Molecule: messenger RNA, 1543 nt
Organism: Leptopilina heterotoma
Lineage: Eukaryota; Metazoa; Arthropoda; Insecta; Hymenoptera; Figitidae
Product: tigger transposable element-derived protein 4-like
Exons: 2
Coding region: 683-1543 (286 amino acids)
Cellular component (GO): nucleus
Molecular function (GO): DNA binding
Source: RefSeq, a predicted model, not a curated record
UCGGAUUAGCAUGUUUACUUAGCAAAGUAAUAGGCUUAACAAUUCUCUGUCUCUCUCUUUUUUUCUCUUCUCUUCAGUUUAGAAUAAAAAUAGUCACGUGUGUUAGAGGAGUGUGAAACACACUACAUUGAACGAGAGCACACGAUCUGCUCCACUUCAAUUACAAAAGACCUUAUCAUUGAGCUCGAUGCAAAUAAGCACGUCUGUUCUGGUGACGAUAAUAAUAUAUUAAAAAAAAAAAAAUAAAAAAAAAAUCCCCGUCAAAGUAGAAGGAAAUUAAUAUAUACAGUCGAACCUGGAUAAGCGAGAACUGGAUAAGCGAGAAACCUCUAUAAGCGAGAGAAAUUUCUCGGUCCCUUCAUUUUUACAUGUAAAAACCUCUAUAAGUGAGAUUCUGUAAGCGAGAGUCAUUGCUCGUCCGGACCUCUAUAAGUGAGAGAAGUCGCUCUCGGACCUCUAUAAGCGAGAGAGACUUGUCUGUAUAUAUUCCUAAAAUUUUAUCAAAAUGUCUUUUGUUUUUGUCUCUAAUAGCAUUUGCUUACUUUUCUAAAAUGAAAAUAAAGAUAAUUAGCCAUUACCGUAGAUAUACACCCAGUGUAUACAAUGCAAACAAUUUUCUUUUCAGUUAAUAAACGAAUUUUGAAUAGUUAACUUGGCAGUGAGAGUCUCUUGUGAAUUAAUAAUGCCCAAACGAAAAAUUAACGUGAUUUCUCUGAGUGAUAAACUUAAAAUAAUAAAUGAAUUCGAGCGCGGAAAAUCACGAAAAGAAAUAGCGAGUGAGUUUAAUUUGCCGGAGUCUACUUUUUAUAAAAUCUUAAAAGAAAAAGAUUCAAUAAAGAGUCGAUGUGCUGAAGGACAUGGAAACAUUAAGAGAAACCGAAAAAUUGAAUUUUCUGACGUUGAAAAUUGUCUGUUAGAAUGGAUAAAAGAAAUCCGCGACAAAAAUAUUCCCAUGGAUGGCCCGUUAUUAAAAGAAAAAGCCAGAGAUUUUGCGACAAAAAUAGGAAUACAAGACUUCUCAGCUAGUAACGGCUGGUUUGAGGGUUUUAAAAGACGGCAUGAUAUAGUUUUUAAGACAUUAUCUGGAGAAAGCAAAUCUGUGGAUGUACGUGUAUGCAAUCAGUGGACUAAAGAUCUACCGAAUCUUUUAACAGAAUAUGACCCAGAGGACAUUUAUAAUGCAGACGAGACUGGUUUGUUUUUUAAGUGUUUACCAAACAAAACAUUUGCCUUUCAAGGAGAAAAGUGCCACGGAGGAAAACAAAGUAAGGAACGUAUUACUAUUCUUCAAUGUGCAAAUAUGACUGGUACAAAUAAAUUGCCUUUACUCGUCAUUGGAAAAUCAAAACGACCUCGAUGUUUUAAAGGUGUAAAAACCCUACCUGUAGAUUAUGAAAGCAACUCAAAAGCUUGGAUGACAAGAGGAAUAUUUAAAGGGUGGCUACAGAAAAUUGAUAAAAAUAUGAAGACCAAAAAAAAAAAAUUGUUAUUUUUAUGGACAAUUGCACUGCACAUACAGAUUUACCAACUCUCGCAAAUGUGA